This is a messenger RNA of Coregonus clupeaformis (lake whitefish), 369 nucleotides long. RefSeq names its product glutathione S-transferase A-like. The transcript is spliced from 2 exons. NCBI's taxonomy places the organism in Eukaryota, Metazoa, Chordata, Actinopteri, Salmoniformes, Salmonidae. The coding region runs from base 1 to 369 and encodes 122 amino acids. The record is from RefSeq and is a predicted model, not a curated record.
AUGGCCAAGAACAUGACACUUCUAUGGUGCACCUUCUCGGCUCCGUGCUUGCCGGUUAUGAUCUCUCCGUAUCACUUUGUGCUGGCGGGUUAUGAACAGGGAUACAUCCAGACGCUGUUGGACUUCGAUAAAGAAGAACACAAAUAUAAAAUAGUCAUGGACCUCAACCCCCGGGGUGAACUUCCUACAUUCAAACACUGGAACUACAUAGUGAAUGAGUCCUAUGGAGCAUGCAUGUAUCUGGAGAGCCAGUUUAGGUCCCAGGAGACCCCUGGGGGUCAGGUAGAGCAGGCCCUGAUGUGCCAAUGCAUGUUUGAGGGCCGAACCUUCUACGAGAAACUCAGUAAAGUGGUCUUCUAUGAGUAUUAG